Symbiodinium sp. CCMP2456 is the source of this 433-nucleotide messenger RNA. NCBI's taxonomy places the organism in Eukaryota, Dinophyceae, Suessiales, Symbiodiniaceae. The record is from the annotation of a GenBank genome assembly.
AUGGCCACGACAGCACCGACAGCACGUGCAUCUGCUCUUGCACCAGUUGCCACUGCCCAUCCGACCACAACUGCGGCCGCGACUUCAUCGUCCAGCCGCAUUAACACUGGUGGCAACCCAGCUGUCGGGCAGGCACUGGGACAGCCUCGCGGCGAGUUACCUGGCACCAGUGUCAAAAGCACGGUGCCAAGCAGCACCGCCGCGACAUCCAACCAGGAUGCCAUCCCUGCUGGGUUCUUGGGACAAGAUCCCUUGCACUUCAUCGGGGCCAUCGUAGCUGGAGUUCUGAGCGCUUGCCUCUGCCUCUUUCUCGUCCGCAAGCUUUGCUUCGAGACGGACAAGCACAUGCACGUCAAACUGAAAGGAGACGAGGAGUCUGAGGGAAUGGAUGACCUGGGUGCUUCUGAUCGUGCUGAUCUGGGUGAUCUGGACG